Besnoitia besnoiti is the source of this 1716-nucleotide messenger RNA. Its product is annotated as HAD hydrolase, family IIA protein. Gene Ontology annotation, molecular function: phosphatase activity. Bases 1 to 1716 code for a protein of 571 amino acids. NCBI's taxonomy places the organism in Eukaryota, Apicomplexa, Conoidasida, Eucoccidiorida, Sarcocystidae. The record is from RefSeq and is a predicted model, not a curated record. The transcript has 2 exons.
AUGCCGAGUGAGGAGUUCCACGGCAGUGCGAACGCGGCGGGCACUGUGCCUACCGGUUCACUGUGUAAUUCGUUCAAGGUGGCGCGCGUCGCAGCCUGCUCAGGCGCGGUCCCCUGCCGCGACGCCUCUCCCGCACGCGACUCCAGUGAAGAGGCUGUUAGCUGCUCCAUCUGCAGCGAGUGCAUCGCGCUUGUGGCUGACGGAUUCUGCGCAUGCUGUGGACGCGCUUGCGGCUCGCAGUCGCCGUCGACCUCCUCCACGUGCGCCUCUCGCUGCAGCGCGCCCUCGGAGUCCUCCGUCGCCUCCGUUCCAGUCGCAAACGCGCAAAAACGCCAGAGGGAGACCGAUCAGGCCGCCAGCUGUGCGUCUUCUGCUGCGGCAGGCGGAGGCGGUUCCUCUGGGCUCUCGCGUGCCUCGGGGUCUCCACUUUCCUCCCCGGAGCAGAACAUGCGAAGCGCAGCGACUUCGGUGGGCGCUGCGAGCGGCUCCGCGCUGCCCACGGGGGGCGCGUCGCCUCAGGGGGGCACGCCACAGUCGCCGUUAGAUGCAUCCCGUUCGCUCGUCAGAGACUUGGGGACGUUUCCGUCUUGGUGGCUGCAGAAAAGAGAGCGUUUUCUUGAGCAGCAGCGGCGCCUCGUCGCAGCGCUGCCUUCCAUCUCGCCGGUAACCUUCACGGAAGACCAGAAAGACAUUCUCGAGGCGCUGAAGGGCCUCGGCUACCGCGUCGUCGGCGAGCACGCGCGCGAGGCGCUGGAGGACUUUGUCUCGCGGUAUGACAGCUUCGUCUUCGACGUCGACGGCGUCCUCCUCAUGGGCACUCAGCGCCUCGCAGGCGUCGCCGAUGCCCUCCAGGCGCUUCGCCAGAGAGGGAAGCGCCUUAUGUUUGUCACAAACAGCGCGAGCAAGAGCCGGCAAAUCUGCGUAGACCUUUUGACGAAAGUUGGAAUCGAGGCCUAUCCAGAAGAGGUGAUUUGCUCGAGUUACGCGGCGGCGCAGUACGUGCGGACGACGCAUCCGGACGUGAAGAAAGUGAUGAUUAUUGGGGAGAAGGGGUUGGAACUCGAGUUCCGCGAGGCUGGCAUCGAAAUCGUGAGAGCCGAGACACACGCGCAGCAGCCUCCAGGCGCGGCGGCGGAUUCGUCGCCGCUGUCGAUUCGCUCCGAGGCGGACUUUGCCGCGCUGGCGGAGACCUUGGACCCGGCCGUCGGGGCGGUGGCGAUCGGCUGGGAUCGCGACCUGACGUUUGCGAAGCUCUGCCUCGCGUCGCUUUAUCUUCAGCGCGACGACGGCGCGCUGCCCUUCAUCGCAGCGAACCGGGACGCCUUCGACGUGAUUCGCGGCGCGAAGAUGCCGGCGAACGGCGCAGGCGUUGUCGCCCUGGAGCUUUGCUCUUCGCGUCAGGCCUUCUGCGUCGGCAAACCAAGCGUCUGGCUCGCGCAGUUCCUCCUCUCCAAGUACCGGCUGGAGCCGCGGCGGACGCUCGUAUGCGGAGACCGCCUCGACACAGACAUCGCAUUCGGCAAGAACGCGGGCGCGGACACCUGCGUCGUUUUCACAGGAUGCACCACUGUCGAGGAUCUCGCCGCCAUGCCGCCGACCCACGCGGCUGCGCCGACCUUUGUGAUCCCGCACAUUGGAGUCCUUCAGGCUCUGAAAAACGAGAACGAAGCAACUGGCGAAGAAGCCGCCACGCGGCAGAACGGAGACAGCGCGUGA